Messenger RNA from Danio rerio (zebrafish), 2498 nucleotides. The record is from RefSeq and is a predicted model, not a curated record. Lineage: Eukaryota; Metazoa; Chordata; Actinopteri; Cypriniformes; Danionidae.
AGUAGCAGCUGCCCAGCACGGAGGCAGAUUAUUUCUGGCACGAAACACGGAUAAGAAAGCAUUUCUUCGGAUCUUUCAGCCGUUCAAAGUGUUAUCUUAACGCCUCUCUGUUUGGUGUUUUUUAUAAAACUACUAAAAUAACACCUGGGAGUCGUAUAUAUCUUACAUUUAAAGUAGCGUGAAGCCUUCUGAAAAGAUGGCGACAGCAGACGACUCGCGCUACUAUAAUGAGCAUGAUGACCGUGUUGGUGGACCAAAGCAUCGCAACCGUAAAGGCAGAGGCCCUUUCAGAGCCCCCUUGUACAGUGAUCAGAUGUCUCGUCCAAGGCAUCGAGGAGGUCACAGCGGGGGAGGUGGAGGAGGAGGAGGUGGCGGCCCUGGCCCCCGGUCAAGACUUCAUGAUGAUGAUGGAGACGUGACCAUGUCUGACAUCCCUCAAGACAGCUCGCAGCGCAGAUAUAAUCCAUAUGGCAGACAACAAAACCGUCGUGAUGACCGCAAUCGCAAAGGUGGAAGAGGAGGUGGUGGAAAUGACGAUAGAGGUGGCAACCGAUUUGGAGGCAGAGGAGGAGGAGGGGGCGGCGGUGGAGGACCAUCUGAUGGAAGAAGCAAGAACUGGUUUAAAAUGACGAUUCCUUAUGGGAAGAAAUACGAUAAAGACUGGCUUCUUUCUUCACUUCAGAGUGUCUGUCCCAUACCAUUCCAUGCCAUUCAAUAUCAUCUGGAUGGGAACAGGGCCCAGUUUUAUGUUGAAGACUCUACAACCGCUAACGCUAUAUUUAAAGUUUCACGUAGAAUAACGGACAAAGAUGGAUAUAAGGUGGCUGUUAUUAUGAACAGCUGCCCCCCACCCACUUUAAUUCACUCUGAUCUGAAGCCUGCAGAUCUUGAGCAUUUGAAGCAAUGCAUGGCCAAACGAUUUGAUGGAUCACAGCAGGCUCUUGACCUGAACAACAUCAGGGUCGAUCCAGAUUUGGUUUCACAAAAUAUUGAGGUUACCUUGAACCGGAAAAACUCCAUGUGUGCGGUCAUUAAGAUUAUUGAGGAAAACAUUCCUGAGCUGGUUUGUCUAAACCUAAGUAACAACCGGUUAUUCAGGCUGGAUGACCUGGUGGAUAUUAUCCACAAAGUUCCCAACCUAAAAAUUCUCAAUCUGUCACACAAUGAGCUGAAGACAGAAAGAGAACUUGAUAAGCUAAAGGGUUUGAAGCUGGUGGAUCUCUCACUGGAGGGAAAUCCUUUGUGUCACCAUUUCAAGAUCCAUGCUGACUACAUCAGUGCCAUUCGGGAACGAUUCCCCAAGCUGCUCAAACUGGAUGGACAUGACCUUCCACCUCCUAUUGGUUUUGACUUGGAUGAUGGUCCAUCCACUCUUCCACCUUCCAAGGCAAGCUACUUCUGCUCUGAGGAAAUCAAAAACAUCAUCCUUUGUUUCCUGCAACAGUUUUACAACGUAUAUGACUCGGGAAACAGACAGCCACUGCUGGACGCCUAUCAUGACGGAGCCACUUUCUCCCUUAGCAUUCCCUUCGUUUCCCUGAACCCCUCAAAAAGUACUUUAGGGGAGUAUCAGAAAGACAGUCGCAAUAUCAAGCGCAUGAAAGACCCUACAACACGAUACCGUUUGAUCAAACACACACGAUUGAAUGUGGUGGCUUUCCUGAAUGAACUUCCCAAAACACAGCAUGACAUCGCCUCAUUUGUCGUUGAUGUCAACACCUACACUGCUACACUGUUGGCAUUCACAGUCUGUGGAGUUUUCAAAGAAAUGGAUGGAAAGUCCAGAGAGACCUACAGAGCCUUUUCCCGGGUGUUCAUUGCUGUUCCUGCAGGAAGCACUGGUCUGUGUAUUGUGAAUGACGAGCUGUUCGUUCGAAACGCCACAACGGAGGAGAUUCGCCGCGCAUUCGUCGCUCCAGCACCCACGCCAUCCAGCAGUCCUGUGCCCACUCUGUCUGCCCACCAACAAGAAAUGCUUGCUGCCUUCUCACUGAAAUCCGGAAUGAACCUUGAGUGGUCUCAAAAGUGCCUACAAGAUAAUGAUUGGGAUUUUGAAAGAGCCGCUCAGAUCUUCACAGGCCUCAAGGCACAAGGAAAGAUCCCAGAUGUUGCGUUUGUGAAAUGAGUUCAUGUUGAAGCUUUUCCAGAAACCAUGAGGUGCUUUUCAGAUUCUGUCCUCCUCGAAUAUUUUUUUUUCUUUUUUGUAUAAUUCUUGUUUUUCUGAUGGAAAACGUUCUCCACAAAGGAAAUAAUUCGUUUACAGAGCAAAAAUAUGAGACAAAUAAGGAAAAAUAAAAGUUGAGUGAAGACAAAUAGUGACUCAGGAAGACACUAAGACAAUGUUUUUCCUCCUUAUGUGAAUAAUUUCUCCCCUCACCAACUCUGCGGUUCGAUGUUUCCUUAAGUUUUAAAUUGUCGUGUCCAAUAGGGGACAGUUGUGGCAAAUAAAGUACACGUACAUUGCUUGUGUUUUGUAAAAUAAAUAUUAAUUAUGAUCU